Messenger RNA from Trematosphaeria pertusa, 1970 nucleotides. RefSeq lists its product as uncharacterized. The coding region runs from base 140 to 1882 and encodes 580 amino acids. The record is from RefSeq and is a predicted model, not a curated record. The transcript is spliced from 6 exons. NCBI's taxonomy places the organism in Eukaryota, Fungi, Ascomycota, Dothideomycetes, Pleosporales, Trematosphaeriaceae.
CACGUAACGCCAGUGGCCGACCUAUCAGAUUCGAUAAAGUGACAGCUUCCUCAUCUGUGCGCACGCUAAAGCCCUCUUCAGACCUACCUCGCAUAGCGUCUGAUGACACAGGGUGCUAGGCAGAGACCGUGGGGGCCGAAUGGCUCUGGCGCUCGUACUUCACCUAUUCUGCGGUGAGACGGACUCUCGGUCGCAGCACCUCGCGAAAAACUUGGAGUCGACUCCGUGUUGUCUACUGUAUCACAAUAAGCUAUCAGACCUUUCUGCGGAAUCUUUGGAGACUGCUCACCGCGUUGCGCGUUUAUGCGAAGAGAUAAUGACAGAGAAGCCAACCCAGUGGUUUGCGGAUCCCGGCGCCAAAAACAACGUAUCGGCCCGUGAAGUCCUUAAGGAUCAUAGGAACUACCUCGAAAAGAGGUUGGGGCAAUCAGGAGCGAGCGUACGAGACGAGCUUUACCGCAUCGCUAAAUCCGGACAGAAGAAAGAUGUGCAAGGGCAAGGUCAAGAGCCCAAAGGUGGUGAUAAGAUGAUGGAUCUAUUAACUUCAAUGCCGCUCGAGACUCUCGGCGAGUAUGUUAAAGCCGAGACUUCAGCACUGGAACGAGCACAAUCCGGCUUGAAUCAGAAGCGAUCCACAGGCAUCCGACGUGCGUAUUCGAGCACCCAAAAAUUCAUUGUGGAGUUCGAUCGUUUUCUCUCGGCUUACUCUGGGAUUGUCGAGAUCGUGAAAUCGGCGGAUCAGCAGUAUGGCGGAGUGGCGGCUGCGACGCUUUCCCUAUUAUUUUCGACUGUCAAGAUGAAGGUCAAAGACGAAGAGGCGAUUAUAUCUGCCAUGCAGCAGAUUUCGGAUCGCCUGCCUGACUUCAAGAUCUAUCGAAGGAUCUACCCUGACCCAUCGCUGGAAUCAAUGUUGGCCGACGCUUAUAGGGACAUCAUCCUCUUAGCAAGAGAGGCGACGUCAUAUUUUGAGGUAUCUACAUUCCGACGCCACAUACGAAGCAUGGGUAAGCCUCUCGAGUUUGAGCUCAUGGAGCAAAACAUGAGGAAUAACUUCAGUCGCAUAAGGCUGAAGUGCGAGACGCUUUUGGCUCAGCGUGUCGAUAGCCUUGCGGAGGAACUUGAAGAGAUGCAGAAGCGGAAUGAUAACUAUCUGAUCAUUGGUCUCCGAGCUUCUCUCUCCUUGGGCGACUAUCGACCGGCCGAGGCAAAGGAACAACUCGCAGGAUACCGAGAGUUUCUGCAUGCCAAAUUCGACAAGGAUAGACAUCGGCAAAAACUAGGACUGUCCGAUUUCCUGGCCGACGCUACGUGCCAGUGCUGGACCACUGGAGGGUCAGUGGUGCUAGUUAUGUCUGGUCGCAAUGAUUCCGGAAUACCUUCGGUCAGUGAGUCUUGGCUGUCGCCUGUCGCGGUAGAUUUGACGCAAGACCUCCUUGACCGUCAACGCGUCGUUGCUUUCGAAAUGUGCCACGACUCCAGCAUCUUAGAGGUCGUACUAGCGCAUCUCAUAUUCCAACUGCUAGAGAAGCGCCCCGGUGUAGUCCGAAGGGCGGACGACUGGAAAGAUAUCGAAUCUUCAAUCUCAAGCCGCUCCGACAGACAGGAAGGCCUAACAGCAGCGUUGCUGAGGAUUAUCGAUCUGCAAAAGGAGCCCGUUUUCAUAAUCUUGGACCGCCCGGAGCUGAAUGAAGACGAGGACGUGGCCGAGUAUAUCAGGACGAUGGUGCGGUUAGCUAGGGAGACGAAGGGAGAGCUCAAGGUCCUGAUAGUGCAGAGGUCUGAAUUGUGGGAUUUUGAGGAGAAUAGGUACGGGAUUAUGCCGAAGGGAGUCGAUCAGAAGCUCCUUCAGACUGUUCGGCUGGAUCAGCGACGGAUUAGGUAGUGGGACUAAAUUGUGGUGAUGCGACUCGAAAGGGUAGAGCAAGUGAAGCGAGGUGUCGGAACCAAGAAGAGCUAGCGCGCUAGACUCG